CGUAAGCGAACCUCCACAAGCCAUGGAAGCAUCCGGAGUGAUUGCGGAGAGGCUCCUGGGGAUGAGGCUCGUCGGGAUGAGAUUCCUGGUGCUCGUCGCCGCCUGCUUGAUUCCGACCGUAAAAGGCGAGGGACAAUACUUUCGGGUCAGGCCGAGCAAUAGUUCCGUGCUGGAAGGCGGCGAGGUGACAAUUUCUUGCGAGGUGGGGAACCGAGUCGGUACCGUCCAGUGGGUCAAAGACGGAUUUGCUUAUGUCAUACAGCAGAACGGCGAAAUCGUGGGCCACCCUAGGUUGAAAUUGAUCGGCGAUCAAAACGCCGGUAUUUUCAACCUGAAAAUCACCGACGCGUCUCUGACCGACGAUGGCGAGUACGAGUGUCAAGUCGGACGAUAUCUGCGGGUCAAACCAAUUCGCGCCAGCGCUCACCUAAUCGUCACCUCACCUCCACAGAAAGUGGCAAUCAGUAAUCAUCCGAAGAAGCAGAUAAUCGAGGUGAAGGUGGGCGAAUCGCGGCGCUUAGAGUGCAUCGUUAGUGCAGCGAAACCAGCUGCCUCGAUCAUUUGGUACCGCGGAAACACGCAGAUCAAGGGCGGCGACACCACUAUCGCCGCAAUCUCCAUCCAGGGUGACAAGGAGAAGCCUGGGGAUACGAAGGAAUUGCUCAAAUACGACACUCACGGUUCUAUUACCAUCAUGCCUACGGCGGAUGAUAAUGGGAUGGAUUACACCUGCGAGGCCAGCCACCCGGCAAUUCCCAUAGAUAGGCCUAUGCGGGCUACCAUUACACUUUCCGUUUUCUAUCCACCUGGUCCACCAUAUAUAGAAGGCUACACCGAAGGUGAGACUGUGCAACGCGGUCAAAAUGUGGAGCUCGCCUGUCGAUCACGCGGCGGAAAUCCGCAGGCGGAAAUUGUCUGGUACAGGAACGACGAGAAGGUCACGGCGGCCCAUCGCAGAGGCCCAGGCGUCAGCGAGAAUGUGUAUUCGUUCAUCGCCCGAGCGGAGGACGACAAGGCUCGCUACAGAUGCGAAGUCUCUAACAUCAUGAGUGUGCAACCCAUGAAAGUACACGUCGAUCUCACCGUACUGUUCGCGCCUGCCGGAGUAACCAUCACCGGUCCGACCGAGGCGAAGGCGGACGACCAGGUGCUCAUUACUUGCACGACGGAGAACUCGAAUCCGCCCGCGGAUAUAAAGUGGACGGUGGACGGGCAUAAUUUCGAGAGCAAUGCCUCGAAGACGGAGCUGGCACCGAACGGUGGCUGGAUCACCAGCUCGAACGUGACGUUCAGCAUUAAUCGCAAGAGCCGCAGCAUCGUCGUCAUCUGCCACGCUUCCAACGCCAAGCUCACGGAGAAUGUGGUCGGCACGCACACCAUCAACGUGAUAUAUCCACCUUCUAAAUUAAUCGUCACCGGAUACGAAGAGGGCACGACGAUAGUUGCUGGAACAGUGUUAAAGCUCAUGUGCACCGCUACGGCGGGUAAUCCAUUGCCCACGUUAACAUGGUACAAAAACGACCGCAAGGUACUCGGCACAGUGAGACAGCGAAAUCAUGCUGUCUCGAGCGAGCUGGCGAUACUCGUCAACGCGUCCGACAACAAUGCCCACGUGCGAUGCGAAGCGACGAAUUCCGCCACCGAAAUCCCCCUGCUCAAAGUUCUCGUGCUAAAAGUCUAUUUUCCGCCCGAGAGGGUGAAGAUUAACCGCGAGCCCCAGGAUUUUCACGCCGGCCAGGAGGGACGCCUAAUCUGCGAAUCGAGCAGCAGCAAUCCCGCCGCCGAAAUGUCGUGGUGGAAGAAUGGGAUACCGGUACCCGGCACCAGAAACAGCACCAAGCCCGGAUUACACGGCGGCUACCUCUCGUCCGUCGAGCUCACACUAGAUUUAACCGAGGACAUGAACGGCGAAGUGUACACCUGCGAGGCCAAGAACGCCGAAUUGGGGAGAUCUAGCCACGACGCUACGACACUGGAUGUGCUAUACAAGCCGAUAUUCUCACCGUUGGACCCUUACGAAUUAACCGGCCUGGAAGGAGAGCCUUUUGUAAUUUCCGUAUCGGCAAGAGGCAAUCCGAACACGACGGAAUACACGUGGACAAGGGAUGGUCUACCGUUGGGUAGUAACGGUAAGAGAAUAACAGCACAUGGUUCUACGCUAAAUAUCACGAGAUUGGAUCGUCAUGACGCCGGUACAUACAUAUGCGAAGCGCUGAAUAAGGAAGGAACCACCUUUUACCAGCUAAAUUUGACCGUGCAGUAUCCAGCUAAAAUCAAACGUACUUCCUCGUCGGGGAUAGUUUAUCCACCGGGUAUCGAAGCAAAGCUGUUUUGUGAGGUCGACGGCAGUCCGAUUGGUGACGAGUAUGUCACAUGGCAGAAAAUAGGAUCAAAUCCUGAGCUGCCGGGACGAUACUCGACAUCAUUCAUUAAUCGGACGUCGUAUCUUCACAUAGAAAAUCCCAGCCAAGAAGACGUUGGCGAGUAUCGAUGCAAGGUCAACAACGGCAUUGGCAACAUAACAUCGGAUCCUAUUCUAUUUAUUACUAAUUUUAAACCAGAAAUGACGAACACCCCGCUGACGCGAAAGGCAGCGGCGAACAAAGGAAUAAACGUCCAAUUGUUCUGCAAAGCGCGAGGAUCUCCAUUGCCGCAUUUCACUUGGAUCUUCAAUGGGAAAACUUUAUUGCCGAAUGCAACCGAGGAUAAAUACAGUAUCACUCACAGCGAUCUGUCGGAACUCUAUUCGGAAACAACGUUGACCAUCUACAAAGUGAGAUCGCAGGAUUACGGAAAGUACGAAUGUCUUGCCCAAAAUAAAAUGGGACACUCCACAGAAAAUAUACUUUUGGACGUCACUUCACCGCCGGACAAGCCAAGCGACUUGGAAAUCUACAACUAUACGCACGACUCAGUCACAUUGAUUUGGAAACGCGGUUUCGACGGCGGUUUGCCAACGUCUCAUCAAAUACGAUGGCGACAAGCGUUGGACUAUGAAGAUCGCUAUCACUACCUGGACGUCGUGCCCGGCGAAUACAAAGCUACUAUAUCCGGCCUGUCGCUAGGGACUUAUUACGUAUUUAGCGUAAAGGCCAUCAACGAAAAGGGAGACAGCGGUUUCUUACCAGAUCUUGUCAAAGUCCAGACGCUUCGCCCGAAUAACGAGGAAAACCUGCCGGAUGUUCUCUCGGAAAAGGGUGACUUUCCGAUGAAUUAUAUCUAUACAUUAGCAGCGACUUCCGUCAUCAUUUUUAUCGUUAAUGUCUUCAUCAUGUCGUGGUACAUAAUACGAAAACGAAAUAAAACUCGCAUUAAUAAGUCGCAGACCGCCGAUAUGUAUGCACCAUCCACCGUCAAUGGCGACACCAUGACUGGCGAAUUAAGUUCGAUGUCAGACGAGAAGAGCGAUGUCAACUUCGACGCUAAUGAUUACGUGGACGAGGGGCGCAAAACCGCAGCUAGCACGUAUUUAAUAGAUCAAACUAUGCAGGAUUUCGGGAAAGGCGGUUUAGAGAUGCAGGUUCAUCAGGGCACCCUCGGUCGUCGCAGCAAUCACAUGCAAACAUCCAUGAACAUGGACUCGCCGCCACAGCGGACUACCGCCAGCGGGACUCUCUCAGGUACGUUAUCGAAGUCGAGUUACAUCGGCAAUCCGAGCCCGGCGCCGCCCAACGACGUGAGCUUCUACAGCGUGGAGAUGGACAAUGGCGGUCGAGGCUACAUGAGCUACGACGGGAAUCCAAGUCCGGCGCCACCCGCCAUCGAUCCAACCGGCGGACCUUACUAUCCCUCGUCCAUGGGUUCGACAGGUCACAUAAUGGGUGGGCACAUGACGGGAGCCAGCACCGGCACCCUGACGCGCACCAGAACGCUGCCACGUCCCGUGCCACCGCCCGACGUCACCGUGAUGACCGCGGGCACCAAGUCGCCGAUACCGCCAUCGGUGCCGCCGCCACCCGCCACGUUCGCCCGUGCCGGUACCAACAACGGAGGUCCUCAUUCGCAUCCGCAUUUGCAUCCACCGCCGCCAUCCUGCCAGAGUCAUCCGCUGUCGACGUUUGCGGCGACGCCUAGUUACUCCGACAUCGACGGUCAUCUUGUCUGAGGCUCACCAAUCUUCGGGCCCAGCUCGACGCGCGGCAAAUAUCGUGCCAUCGCUCAGAACGACGACGAGGACCGUCAACCAACCACGGUCACGGAGAGGAGUACGCGUCUCUGAACGACGCAGAGCGUCGGGAUGAUGGAUCCUCCUCUGAAUCGUCCACCUCAUUCGCAUCGUCAUUGUUCAUCUCCCUAAACGACAGCGAAGAGGACGAGCGCAGCGACGGCUCACGAACGACGGUGUCGCGGCUGAAGGUCCUGGCACUCAUCAUCAUGCGCCUGAACAAUCUCCGAGGACUCUGUUUGGUGCACAAGAACGAAAGUACGACGAAGUGUGUAAAUAGAGAAAGACAAAAACAAAGAAAAAAUAAGAACGUUGAUGCGGGACGAGAGAGUGGUGCACCAGGUUCACGCUGUAAACAGCCUUUCCCUUCCACGCGGUUACUUCCUAGAAAGGAGACACGCGCGGGGCUCUCCUACGCGAUUGAAUUCUAAUCUUAGGGAUACAUGUAUAUAUAAUUGAAGGCUCGAUAAGGAGCGAUCUUGGAGAAGGAGAGAAAGAGAGAAUGACCGCGCGAUCCAACACACGCGAGCGUUCUCCAAAAAGCUCGAGGAGUUUUUGGUUCUACCGUUCCUCCUCCGCUAUUCUGCCUUUCCCUCCCCUCAUUUUUAUCGUUUUCCCUGCUCUAAUUCUUCGUCUUUGUCCGCUCGCCUUAGCGUUAUUUAGUGUACUCGCUAAACAGCGAUGUAAUCACGACGCAUCGAACGAUCGAGCUCCAAAUCGACGCACCGAUCGUCGAGGAAAGUAUAUUUUUUCUGUAAAUACACGCAUGAUCCAAAAGAUAGACGAGAGAACAACCCCAUGAUAAUUUUGUUCUUCGAUUACUUUGUGCACGUCAGCACGUACGCUUCUCGUCAUAGCGAUUAUGUUUAGAUAUCACUAUGCUGAUAUCAACAACUGUCGGGAAAUCCGUGAGAGAUCCUUGAAAUAUCAAUAUGGGGAAUGACUUUCCUCGCUCUGACUGUGACUGACGCCGAAAUACAUAGAUAUUAUCAAAUUUCUAAGUAUGCAAUCAAACUUCACGAUCAACAGUGACGUUAUUGUUACUAUAAAUAUCAUGGAAUAUAUUGUCUUUUGGCGCUGGAAUAACCAAUAUUAU
Acromyrmex echinatior (Panamanian leafcutter ant) is the source of this 5261-nucleotide messenger RNA. RefSeq names its product sticks and stones (gene sns). Lineage: Eukaryota; Metazoa; Arthropoda; Insecta; Hymenoptera; Formicidae. Gene Ontology annotation, molecular function: cell adhesion molecule binding. Gene Ontology annotation, cellular component: cell-cell junction; plasma membrane. Gene Ontology annotation, biological process: cell-cell adhesion. The record is from RefSeq and is a predicted model, not a curated record.